AACGGCGAAUGCCCUUUCAUAUGCUUCACUAAUGGUGAUUUGUGUAUCGGGGAAAAUGCAAUUCGAACUUUCGAAAGAAAGACAAGCGAGAAAAAAGAAAGCUCGAACAUGGACUGAAGCGGCUAAGCUUGCUUUAGAACUUUAUCCCAAAACUCCCAUGGGUCACAAAGACAUUUUUAAUGUCAUUCGUGCCAAGGGCCUGAAAGAUGUCAGUGGCCCUGCAUCUUUAGCUUGUCUAAAUGCAAUGCUCCAUGUGCAUUCAAGAGGUCCUGAAGCUAUGUUCUACAGAGUUGAUGGAUGUACUAGUGUCUUUGGACUAGCUAGUAAUAUUCCUGAUGGUGGAGUAAAAAUGGAGAUUGACGAGGAUGACAGUGGUCAAGAAUAUGACCCUGGAGAUUCAGAUCAAGAUUCUGGAACAUCUGUUUCACCUUGCGGAAGGAAAAAAGAUAGAGUUCUAUACGUUCGACUACCUCCAGGAUACAAGAAUACUCCCCUUUCCCUGAACAAUAGCAGUAAUGUAUGUAACUAUCAGACUGAAGAUUCGUUGCUCCACAAGAAUGAACAAUUAACUGUCAAACCUCUGGCAUAUAAAAAUGAGUAUUACACACGAGUUCGGAGGAUGAACGGAGAAAAUCUUCCGGAUGAGUCUAAGAAAGAGAAAUGUAACCUGGCAUCUGCUGCAAACCUACCUGUAUCUUCACCAUCUAAAGUGUCGCAAAGUCAUAGCCAAAGAGCUAUUAAGCAUGCCCUAAGACAGCAGCAGAAAAGGAGGCGACGGAAUACUGCUAUUGCUGCCAGUGGAAGUGCUCCUCCACCCAUACCUCGAAUAAUCAUGAAGUCUUUGCCUCCAGCCCCAGCAGGAGCAGGAUGCGUACCCGAAGAAAGAUGGAGAUGUUCGUUUGAAAAAACAUCCUUAAGGGAGAGCACGAGGCACAAGCCUCAAACCAUGAGAGAAUUGCUAGCAUCUAUACCUGGGCUCAGUUUUAAGCCUAGAAAACGAUCAAAUAGGAAAUUAAGCACAGCUGCUCAAAUUGCUCAAACCAAGAAAGGUUGCAUCAACAUAGAAACUCCAGAUUCCAUUCUUGUCAAUACUAACUUAAGGGCUUUGCUUAAUAAGCAUACUUUUGCAUCAUUACCUCCCGUAUACCAGUAUCGUUUAGUUCAACUGCUACCUCAAGCUGAUAGAAUAAUUGGUCCCGAUUACUCGGUUAGGCUAUCUGCAACUGCUUUGAAUAAUGAAUUUUUUGCGAGGGCUUGUCAGGAGUGGAAAAAGAGAUUACAGGACGGGGAGUUCACCCCUGAAAACCAAAUGAAGCUCAAAGGGGAAGCCGAAAGGGAUCACGGAAAACUCGAUCCUUGGAAGAUUGAUAAUUUUGAACCUGUCUGGGGUCAUACUUCUCUCUCUGACAUAGCAGACCAAUCGAAAUCCACGCCCUUUUCUUUAAAUUCUCAACUGAAACCUUCUCUCAACAACCAAAAUAAGCAUGUGCCAACUAUAAAAAUCAAGCCAGUGGUUAGGAAGAGUAGACUAAGUUCAACAAUUUCGAAACACCGUAAUUCACCUCACCAUGAUUCACCUUCCCAUUCGGAUGAAAAUCAUUUGUCUGUGGAUUCACCUUUGUACAACGAAACUUCAGACAUGGAUACCUCGAUGCCCGGAGACAUCCACGAUGAUCUUUUCGGUCCACCCAAUAAGAAACUGAAAGGCCCAGAGCCCUGUGCAUCAGUGUCCUCUGUAGUUCCAAUUUCACUUUCCAUUACAGUGGUUCAAACAACAGCUCCCAGUCAAAGUAUCGUACCUCCAAUAACGAUACGCUCCGUUUCUGUAAUUCGCUCCAACAGUGGUAAAAAGAACUCUGGCAGGAAUGAUGGAGUGAAUUUAGAACGUUCAUAUCAGAUAUGCAAAGCAGCUCUAGAGUCCACCGAGAAAGAGGAUGUAACUUGCGAAAAAGUGUCGCCAGAACCCACAGUACUGCAAGCAGACGAUCAUCCGUCACCCAUGGUAACCUCACCCGUUGCUUCUUUAGAAAGUUCUGUUUCAGAUGCUCAGAUGGAGGAAGAAUCCUGUGAAAACCAGGUACCAGAACUUUCCAGUCCAGUUACCGAAGCAGAUACGCCCGAAUCUCCUUCGAGCCAGUUUCUUUUAACCACCUGUGUGCCGUCUGCUUCCCCUACCUCUACACUUGCUCCAGACUCUCCCCCCAUUAACACACUAGAAACCCCUAACCCAUGCUUGCAAAAUGACGUCGAAGUACCCGAAGUUCUGUCUGAUGACACCGUAAAAGAUGGCAGCCCUGCCCCCGAGGCAGAUUUAGACUCCGGCAAUGCCGAUCAAUUGCCCGAAUCCAUGGACGUAAAAGAAGCGGAAACUCUUUCGAAUAUGUCAUCCACUGAUCAGCUCGUAUCCGUUUCACCCACUCCGUCGCCUUUGUUGUCUGCAGAAACGGAAGAUCCUGUGUCAUGCCGGGAAUCGACCAAAAGUCCGGAAUCGAAUUCUUUGACCAUGGCUGAAACCGUGUCUGAAACUGACUGUUUACCGGUUAAGGAGGAUACCACUCCAGAAGAGAACUGCGUCGAAACUGCUGAUUUGGCUGAUAAUCCGGUGAUGGCUGAGCCGGCGGAAUCGUGCGAUUCUAAAAAGGAUGCAGCGGAAAAUAACGCCAGUGCAGACAACUUUGUUUUACAAAAUGAUUUGAGUUUGGCUUCUGAAUGUCUUGAUUCCGAUUCGUCGAGCAUGCAGCAGCAACCAUUUAAUGCUUUUGAAUCAUCUAGCAAUGAGCAGCAAUUUAAUAACUCUCAAGUUGUUGAUGAAGAUAGCACAAUCAUUUUGAGUUUGCCUCCCAGUGAAGAAGAAGCUGCGAACCCCGAUACAUCAGUCGUAUUAGCAGAAGAAAGCCUGCCCGAAAAAGAGUUAAAAAUUGAUGACACAGACGACGAUAACAAGCUUUCCGUUGCAGAAGAUUCAAAUAUUUCCGGUGACAGCUCCGAGUUUUCCGCAGCAGAGGCCAAAGAAAUGGUUUGUGAAGACGUAGGCAACUCAAAAGAGAGCCUAGAAGAGGAUAACCAAUCCAAGAAUGACCUAUCGCAACCUAUCUCCGACACACAGUCUUUGUCUCCGAAGUGUUCUAACGAUGAAACUUUUUCUGAGACGGAUGCAACUGACAAACCGGCUGAGCUCCCUCGACCCUUGAGCGCUCCUUCGAACCUUCCUCCUGUACAUACAAAUCCGAUAGCCGAAGUAAGUUCCCUGAAGAGGCCGGCAAGUGUUCAGUCUUACUACAGAAGAGCAAAAGUCACCCCCAUCGUUUACAUUGAUUCUCCGGAAAGUGACGAUACCAGGUCGGAAAGUGAUAAGAUAGAGUGUAUUCCCACCCCUUCACCUCAAAGCUCGGACAACGCGUCCGUUUCCUGCUCGUCCGAAAGCUUACCGAUGACCUCCCGAUCCCCCAACGACAAAGACAGCUCAUCCGAUAAGAGUUCACGUUCGGGAAAUCGCUCCGUAGCGAGCUCCGGCGACCGGACAUUGGAUUGCAAUAAAAACGUGUCGUCGCCGCUGCAAGUCUCCGCUUCUCCGAACAUCAUCGCGGUGAGUAGGUCUGCAUCGACUCCGUCUGCCUCAUCCCUGACGUGCAUACCUCUUGUGGCUCAUCGUCCGUCAUCCAAUCCCGAUUUCGAAUCCGGAGCGACUCCGCAGACGAGACUUCCGGAACAUCCGCAAGCCACCAAUCCCGUCUCUCUACCGGAAGGCUGCACGGGCGGAACUGGCGGCAGUCUACCUAGUCAGGCGGUUUCGGUGGUACCGGCGACGACUCAACUCCCCAUCGCUUCGGGCGGGAUCAUGUUCCCGUCUGCGAACGGACUCUCGAACAUUGUCGGCACCCCCGCGGGGGACACUCCCCCCCGGUCGCUGUUGCAGUCGAGCCCCGUGAUCAACGGCGCGUCUUCGGGAAUCGAGGGAGCGAUCACCCACUCAUUAGGUGAUAGUGGCGGUGGAAACGGCUCUUCAGGUAAUAAUGGAAAUAACUGUGCUUGUAAUCUCAAAGCCAUGGUUAUGUGUCUUAAAUGCGGGGCGUUCUGCCACGACGACUGCAUCGGGCCGUCUCGACUCUGUGUCACGUGUCUGAUACGGUGA
This is a messenger RNA of Uloborus diversus, 4132 nucleotides long. It is a transcript of the gene Asx, whose product is annotated as polycomb protein Asx-like. The transcript has 16 exons. Bases 32 to 4132 code for a protein of 1366 amino acids. Gene Ontology annotation, molecular function: DNA binding; chromatin binding. The record is from RefSeq and is a predicted model, not a curated record. NCBI's taxonomy places the organism in Eukaryota, Metazoa, Arthropoda, Arachnida, Araneae, Uloboridae. Gene Ontology annotation, biological process: positive regulation of transcription by RNA polymerase II; animal organ morphogenesis. Gene Ontology annotation, cellular component: PR-DUB complex.